AUAGAAGCGAAAAUGGAGAUGAGAGCGAGGGAAGACGUUGAAAGCUUAGGGCAAGACCUAACCCCUCCGCUGCCUCCACUGGCCUUCUCUCUCCACGACGCCUCUCUCCUCUCUCACUGCUCCUCCUGCUUCUCUCCCCUCCCUACCAAUCCUUUCUCCCACCAUUCCCUCCUCUACUGCUCGCCUCAUUGCUCUCAAUCUGAUUCCCUCCUCCACCUCUCCUCCGCCGAGCACCUCCUCCGCGGCCCCGCCGCCUCCUCUUCCGAUCUCCGCGCCGCCCUCCGCCUCCUCCGCCGCCUGGAGCUCCUCGACCUUAUUCCCCGCUCUCCGAUCCGCCGCCUGGACAGAAUCGGCGGAUUGAUGUGUAACCGCGACAAACUGAUGUCCGGAGAGGACGACGACGUUUGGGCUAGGGUGAGGGACGGCGCCGAGGCCAUGGCAAAGGCGAGGCAGAUGCGCGACGGUUUUGAAGCGGAGGUGUCCGGAGAGUGUGUGUUGGAGGAGGCGGCGUUGUGCGCGGUGCUAACGAAUGCUGUGGAGGUGCAGCUUGAUGGCGGACAGGCCCUGGGGAUAGCUGUGUACGAUACAACCUUCUCCUGGAUCAACCACAGCUGCUCCCCCAAUGCUUGCUAUUGGUUCUCGCGGCAGGAUUGUUCCUGCUGUGACUUGAGGUUGCGCAUUGUUCCAGCCAUCACUGGCAGCUUUGAAGUGACGGAGAGCGGUGGUUGCAACAAGUUUGAAUCCACAAGAGUGGGUAACGCAUAUGGUCCGAGAAUAAUUGUUCGAAGCAUCAGGGCAAUCAACAAGGGCGAGGAGGUCUCUGUUGCAUACACUGAUUUAUUGCAGCCUAAGGCAGUGAGGCAAUCAGAGUUAUGGUUAAAGUAUCGGUUUAUUUGCUCCUGUCAGCGAUGUUGUGCUUGGCCUCCAACUUAUGUGGAUCAUAUGUUGCAGGAAAUUUAUGCUGUUAAUUAUGAUGGUGCCAACUCGAGUUUUGUUCAGAACUUCCACAGAAAAGAAGCACUUGAAAAUUUGAGUGAUCGUGUAGAUGAUGCUGUAGCUGAAUAUUUGACGCUUGGUAAUCCCAAAUCUUGCUGUGAGAAGCUUGAGAAUUUGUUGAUUCAUGGUAAUGAUGGACAAUUUGAAUCAAAAAAAGAAAAAGAAAAGCAGCAAUAUUGGUUGCAUCCACUCCACCAUCUCUCAUUGAGUGCCUAUACCACACUGGCGUCUGCCUAUAAAACCUGUGCAACUGAUUUGUUAGCUCUUGAUCCUGAAAUGGACAAACAUCUUCUGGAAGCUUUCGAUAUGAGUAGAACCGGUUCUGCAUACUCCUUAUUGCUUGCUGGUGCAACCCAUCAUCUAUUUCUGUCUGAAUCUUCUCUUAUUCUCUCUGUUGCAAAAUUCUGGACUAGUGCAGGGGAGUCCUUAAUUGAUGUUGCAAGAAGCCCUGCAUGGAAAUUGCUUGCAAAACAGGGGUUAGCCAUUGCAGAGCUUUCAUCUCCUUGUAGUUACAAAUUCUGCAAGUGCGUACUGGUGGAGAAGUUUGGAGCAGACUUUGCUUUUAGUCAAUCUCAAAGUGUAGUAUUGGAGGACAUAUCUAGGGAGUUCCUUAGUUGUAUCAGAAAUAUUACACCACAGGUCUGGAAUUUUCUGAUUCAUCAGGACUUAUACUUGAAACUAAUUAAAGAUCCCCUUGAUUUCAGAUGGCACGGGGCUACCAAUUCUUACAGAAUAUUGGGUACUGAAAGGCAUGUAGGUGAGUCAGAUUCAGAAGGCAGUCUUUAUAGAGGUGAAGAACAUAUCUGGAUAAACCAAGAAAAUAUACUUAUCUUUCGGCUUGGUGUUCAUUGCCUUCUAUAUGGGGGUCUUUUAUCAUACAGAUUUUGUGGAAAAUAAUCUCAUUUGGCUCAGUGCAUUCAGACCUUCUUCACAAAGUGAUUUUAUCCAUUUGUUUGCCGAACAAAUUGAGAAGAAAUGAACAUGUUUCAGGGACUGUCAAAUUGUUUGCCUGUAGCCUGAGCUGCAAACUUGAAUUCUGGCUUUUCUGCUUUUGUUGAUCCAUAUUCCUGGAAACUUCUGCUUCAAAAUAAAUUUCAAUAUCUACUUUCCAGGAAUAUUGAAAUUUAUUUUGAAGCAGAAGUGGAAGAACCAAUGAAGAUUAGUGAUGUAUAUGUAUAAUGAUUUCUUAUUACCAGAAGAUUUUUUGGAAAAGGGUUUCUGUUGGCUAAACUCUACAACCCCCUGGUAAUACUAGGCCAACUGGACUUAAAAUGGCCAUGCAACUUUGAUUUUCAAAAAUGAAUGAUAUGCUUAGCAUGGAAGAUUGGAUUUAUAUGUGCACCUGCGAAAUCAUCUGGGCAUGGAUCUCCAUUGCAGGUAAGCCUUUUAUUAAACUCUGUUCCUGUAGUGUUUACCAACAGAGACAAAUGUAAAAAACCGAUUCAUGAUAAUCAAAUUCAUUAAGCAAAUUUGCUGCUAUUUGAUUUAUAUUCUACAGAAUGUAUUGAUUAUAACCAAUAUCAAGCCGGACUUCUAUGUGUAAUGUUUGAAACAGCCUCAACCAGUCUAACUUCAAAGACAGAUUGAGCAGGCCAUUGUGGCCUUGGUUGGCCCACAAGUUAGCGUCUUGGGUGUUUGAUCUAUUUAGCUAUGACUAAGGUACUAACUACUUGGGCUUGAGUAUCAAACUAAUCCAAUAAUUUCUCAAGCUUUGAUUGAUGCCUUGCUCAAGCUGGUCCAACUUAACAUAUGCUUCAGUUGUAUUCUGUGUAGUGUAUGAUAUAUAAAUAUAUCCAUGUCUGUGACCAACAAAAAAUAUUUUCGAGAUGCUAUAGAAGUAGGAUAGAUAUA
This is a messenger RNA of Diospyros lotus (date-plum), 2847 nucleotides long. RefSeq names its product protein SET DOMAIN GROUP 41. The record is from RefSeq and is a predicted model, not a curated record. Bases 13 to 1893 code for a protein of 626 amino acids. Gene Ontology annotation, molecular function: protein binding. The transcript is spliced from 4 exons. Lineage: Eukaryota; Viridiplantae; Streptophyta; Magnoliopsida; Ericales; Ebenaceae.